ACCCCAUACCCUACCCACGUUGACGGAACUCCUCAUCGCGAACCUCCCGACCACCGGCGUCCACACCGGUGACACCUCCCCUUCGAAAUCCUUAUGGAACAUCCCGAACCCGAAUUCGCUCCUCUGUCGCGCCGCCACCGCCUCCACGGCCACCGCUUCUCCGCGAAAGCCUCUAGCCUCUCUCUAGCGAACGACCCCACCUUUUCCGCCUUUUUCCCCUUCUUCCUCGUGAUGAAUUGCAGUGAAGCUGCCGAAUUCGGAGGCGAGAGAGAUGGUGUAAACAACUUCCUUCCGUCGCCAGACCCCCAGUGAAUCGGCGACUCGGUCGACUCAGCAAUCGACUUGUUGAAGGGGUCGGCGGUGGUGGGAGUAAAUGGGCGGCUCCCCUCGCUGCUCUGCUGGCCUAUUAUGAAGAAAGUCUUGGGGAGCUUGGGGAUGUCGUCCUGCCGCCGACGGCGGCCCCUUUCCCUUUCCGAUGAGUAGUUGUCCCGUUGUGGAUCUCCGCCGUAGGAUUGGGCUUCUUGGCGAGGCAACGGGCGGGGUGACAUCCCUUGUAGGGGGCGAGGGUGGCGGUGGAAUCGUCGGUGGUGGAAGAGUAGUGGUGGUGAUGGUGGGUUUUUUUCUGGCGGAGGAGCUGCAACUCAUCAAGCAACUGAAAAAUCAAUCAUUUUUCAGAAAAUCAUCAAGAAAAUUAGAUUGUUUCCUACAUUUGGUUUUCCAAGUGCAAAGUCCCGAAAUCAAACCAGUUCAGCAUAUUACAAUCCUAGUUUCAACUACAGUUCAACGUUGGGUAGGGUGUGGGGUUUGUAGAAAAAAAAAAUUAGAUUUUUUAAUGAAUCUAAUAAUAAGGU
This is a messenger RNA of Linum trigynum, 851 nucleotides long. Lineage: Eukaryota; Viridiplantae; Streptophyta; Magnoliopsida; Malpighiales; Linaceae. The record is from the annotation of a GenBank genome assembly.